AUGGAGCCCAGUGACUUCCACGCUGUCCCCGCGGUCUGUCUGCGCGCGAGCGGGUGCGCGCAGUGGUGGUGUCUCCAGCUCCCAGGAGAGCCCCAGGCACUGGAUGCCGGGAGCCCAGGUGCCUGGCGGCCACGGCCCAGCCCAGGUGCAGGGCGGCAGGUGGAGAAGGCUGUGCCCAGCGGCGUGGGAAGGAGGUCACCAGUAAAGGCGACCUGUCAGCAGCCACGGGAUGACACCGAGAGUCUGGCCGAAAGCCUCGGGCCUGGGCAGCAGAACUCCUUCUCUGUUCAGUGCUGCUGGCUGGCAAGGAGCUUUCCCGCUGUACCUCGCCUGCUGCAGAGGGGACUCAAGCGGCCCCUCCCUGUUUCACAAACCAGAAGCUGGAGCUCCAUGCAGAGGUCUCACUGCGCACUGGCAGGGGCCCAGGAAACAACGGCGCUGAAGCGGUGGGUGGCAGACAGCAUCAGCCUUCGGGAGGAGGGACCUCUGCACCGCUGCCCGCCAGCCCUGGUGACCCGUCGCCCUCCCUAUGUCUGCUCAUCUCCUGCUGAGGACUUCCUGUUUAUCACAGCAAGCCGCUGGCUGACGGCCUCUGUGUUGAGGCAUACGUCUCUAUUUUCCUUUGGGGGCUGCUGCUCCAAUUUUGACAUUGUGGCUGUUGUUAGUCCCUGUGACUUAUCCUCUAAUUCCAGAAAAGCCUGCAGAAUAUGAGUCUCAUUUGUCUUUGCAGGACCCCCAGCCCCCAGUUCAGGAGACGCUCGGUAGCGAUUUGUCUGUGGAGGGAGUUCCUCGGGAGUUAGCCAGGUAACCCCCGGCCCAUGUGCGAUGCACCCGGCUGGCUGCCACUUGCACCAUCGUCCUGCACAAGCGCCCCAGAGCCAAUGAAGGGGCAACAGCAGCAGCGGGGCCUCAGCCCCCAGUGCCAGAUGUGCUGACACAAACUCGCCGCAGGCAGAGGUUUUUACCCAGGGGAGGGCUAGUAACAGGCUCAGUUCUUGGGCUUGAGGAGAGGAUGCUCAAUCUCAUUGGGUCAAUUUAAAUAAUCUUACUUCCUGUGCUCCUCCAGUCACUUUGGAAUAGCAAAAGCAAGAGGCACAGCGGAACUCCGUGGACCAGCCCUCUGGUACCGGCGUGGGCCCUGUGGAAGGGCCACUCCUAGGAAGUAGCCUCCUCCUGCUCUUCUUUUGGCGUCCUGGCUCCUCACAUGUGAGGACUCCCCGGGUGUCUGGGAGAGCCCUGCGGCUCACUGUGGGCUCCUGUGCUGGGCUCUCAAGCGAAGGUGUGCGUGGGGCAGACCUGGGUCAGCAUCGCCUCAGGUCCGUGCCACGCUCGGCUCUGACGAGGCCAGGGGCGGUGUUCGGAGGCUGCCGCCUCCCCACUGCUCUGGCUCUGCCCCCUUUCUGUUCUCACCGUGCCGGCAGGAGUUGAGCGUGUUGGGUGUGAGAGAUGCGGGUGGAGUGCCCUGGGCAGGGGCACCGUGAGCUCAGCUCUUUCACUAACAGCUCGAGCUGCAGGGCCGGCCCAGCCGGGCUUUGAAUCCUUUCCUCUCAGAGGGAGGAACGCUCCUUUGGUUCUACGCUGACUCACUGUCCAUGGGCCUGUCUGUCCCUACAGCAGCUCGUCCAGCUUCUGUGGCCAGCGAGGCUCCUAAUUGGUGUCCUCCCUUGAGCGCGCUGGGUGCCCCUUGUGUCCGCAGAUGGGGAGGCAGAGGAGGCCGCAGGAGAGGCGGGGUGCCCAGAGAGACCAGAGGUAUGAGCUGGAGCUGGCCCGCACUUCUCCUGGCCUUUCACCGUGCGGACGGCUUGCCCCAGAGUACACAA
Chinchilla lanigera (long-tailed chinchilla) is the source of this 1820-nucleotide messenger RNA. RefSeq lists its product as uncharacterized. Lineage: Eukaryota; Metazoa; Chordata; Mammalia; Rodentia; Chinchillidae. The transcript is spliced from 3 exons. The record is from RefSeq and is a predicted model, not a curated record. Bases 1 to 711 code for a protein of 236 amino acids.